AAAAAUCUCUCUUUUGUCAAUCUUAUCAUCAUGAAGGCUCUCCUCCUCCUUGUUCUUAUCUUAAGCACAACAGCACCAAUGUUGGAAGCACAAACCUGCACAACAGAUUAUGAUUGUCGUAUAUUUUAUGGAUGCCGAGAUUGGAUUACUUGCGACCAAGGCAUAUGUACCGGUUGCGAGUACCCUUCUCAACAAGCACUCACCAAUUAUACCGCAAGAAAAAUGGCUCAUAACUAAAGACAAAUAAUUAGAGACAAUUAGU
Molecule: messenger RNA, 262 nt
Organism: Linum tenue
Lineage: Eukaryota; Viridiplantae; Streptophyta; Magnoliopsida; Malpighiales; Linaceae
Source: the annotation of a GenBank genome assembly